AUGCCCUUUCACUUCCUGAUACCCAUGGUGAUAGGCAGCUCUGAUUGGCUGAGCUGUGUCUAUGUGGUGAGAUAAGACUGUGUGAUUGGUCAAUACAGUGAGUGAUUGGUGAAUGACCAUGUGUGAUUGGUAGAUGAAGUGAGGUGAGAGCAUGUGAUUGGUCAGUGCAGCAAGAUAUUUGUGUAUGAUUGGUCAUUACAGUUGAGAUAACAGCAUGUCAUUGGUCUGUUGUGUUGUGCAGUGCCUGGAGACGCUGAGGUCAGGGCAGAUGGACAUGCAGAAGUUCAUCGCCGAUGGCUGCAAGGAGGCUCUGCUGGAGGAGAAGAGACGAUUCUGCUUCCUGGUGGACAAACACUGCACCUUCUCCUAUCAGAUUGCUGCCUUUCACGACAAGGUAUAGGACCUAUGCUACAGUACCUUAUAGGCCUGGUUCAAUUUCAGACCCUAGCUCCCUCCCCUGGUCCCUUACCCAGCUAUGUUCUCAGUCAGUAGAACCUGAACAUGUUUCCAAUUCCAAUCCAUCAAAAUCUGUGAACAUCAAAGAAGAUGUGGUCCUCUGUAGCUCAGCUGGUAGAGCACGGCGCUUGUAACGCCAAGGUAGUGGGUUCGAUCCCCGGGACCACCCAUACACAAAAAAAAAUGUAUGCACGCAUGACUGUAAGUCGCUUUGGAUAAAAGCGUCUGCUAAAUGGCAUAUUAUUAUUAUAUUAUUAUGGGGGUUUUAAGGGGAUAUGGGCUAGAGGUUAGGGGUGGAAUUGGAACCAGAUCUCACAGACUAUUUCCAUGUACACUAUAUAUACAAAAGUACUUGGACACCCCUUCAAGUUAGUAGAUUCGGCACACCUGUUGCUGGCAGGUGUAUAAAAACACACGGCAAUCCAAUCUCCAUAGAAAACAUAGGCAGUAGAAUGGCCUUACUGUAAAGCUCAGUGACUUUCAAAGUGGCACCGUCAUAGGAUGCCACCUUUCCAAUAAGUCAGUUCAUCAUAUUUCUGCCCUGCUGGAGCUGCCCCGAUCAACUGUAAGUGCUGUUAUUGUGAAGUGGAAACGUCUAGAAGCAACAACGGCUCAGCCGCGAAGUGUUAGGCCACACAAGCUCACAGAACGGGACUGCCGAGUGCUGAAGCGCGUAGAAAUUGUCUGUCCUCGGUUGCAACACUCUCUACCGAGUUCCAAACUGCCUCUGGAAGCAACGUCAGCACAAUAACUGUUCGUUGGGAGCUUCAUGAAAUGGGUUUCCAUGGCCGAGCAGCCACACACAAGCCUAAGAUCACCAUGCACAAUGCGAAGUGUCACUGGAGUGUUGUAAAGCUCGCCGUCAUUGGACUCUGGAGCAGUGGAAACGCGUUCUCUGGAGUGAUGAAUCAUGCUUCAACAUCUGGCAGUCCGACAGACGAAUCUGGGUUUGGCGAAUGCCAGGAGAACACUACCUGCCCGAAUGCAUAGUGCCAACUGUAAUGUUUGGUGGAGGAGGGCUGUUUUUCAUGGUUCGGGCUAGGCCCCUUAGUUCCAGUGAAGGGAAAUCUAAACGCUACAGCAUACAGUGACAUUCUACAUGAUUCUGUGCUUCCAACUUUGUGGCAACAGUUUGGGGAAGGCCUUUUCCUGUUUCAGCAUGACAAUGCCCCCGUGCACAAAGCGAGGUCCAUACAGAAAUGGUUUGUCGAGAUCGGUGUGGAAGAACUUGACUGGCCUGCACAGAACCCUGACCUCAACCCCAUCGAACACCUUUGGGAUGAAUUGGAACGCCGACUGCAAGCCACGACUAAUCGCCAUACAUUAGUGCCCGACCUCACCAAUGCUCUUGUGGCUGAAUGGAAGCAAGUCCCCACAGCAAUGUUCCAACAUCUAGUGGAAAGCCUUCCCAGAAGAGUGGAGGCUGUUAUAGCACCAAAGGGGGGACCAACUCUAUAUUAAUGCCCAUGAUUUUGGAAUGAGAUGUUCGACAAGCAGGUGUCCACAUACUUUUGGUCAUGAAGUGUAUGUACCAUAACCACCAUCUGUGUACCACUUUUAUUAUACAAACAUCUAGCAUGUACCAAAUCACAAACCCAAGGCUCCCAUUCAGAGCAUCUACAGUAACUACUAUGACUUCUGCUGUUCCUUCUCUGACCCCAGGCCAGAGACAUGCUGUACGGGAAGCUGCCCACCUGGCAGGACAAGUGUAGCGAUGCCACCAACGUGCCGGAGAGCGUGAUGUCUAUGAUCGAGGGUCUCCGCAGCACAGUGUCCAUCACCCCCCAGGCCUCCCCUGUCUCCCAGAGACACAGUAGGGUGAGACGGCACAAUCACUCAUUCAUAAACCAUUAGAAAACCAUUAUCAAUUACAAUAUCUAAUUUUGAUUCAAUGUGAGAAAGCGAGAGAACACAGCACAGAUACCUUGUGAUGACACUAUGGCGUCACUGAUUUCAUAAUAAUAAUGAAAUGGUAAAAACCUGUAAUACCUCUACUACUAAUGUACCACUACCAAUGGCAGGUUAAUUACUAAUGUACCACUACCAAUGGCAGGUUAACUACUAAUGUACCACUACCAAUGGCAGGUUAACUACUAAUGUACCACUACCAAUGGCAGGUUAACUACUAACUACUGUACAUUCUAACACUCAUACUAUCCCCUUCCUGUGUUCCACUUUCUAUGGUCAGAGCAACUCCAUAUUCCGGGACACAGUUCCACCCCCUGCCCCGGUGCUGAAGGCUCAGACCAGCCCAUUGGCCAGUAUGUUCACGCAGGACACACCCACAACAAACUCAGUCACCAGAGAGACUGAGAGAGUCACAGGUAGUGUGUGUGUGUGUGUGUGUGUGCAUGUGCAUUUUUGUGUGUCAUACACAAAAAAAAUGUAUGCACGCAUGACUGUAAGUCGCUUUGGAUAAAAGCGUCUGCUAAAUGGCAUAUAAUAUUAUUAUUAUUAUUAUUAUGUGUGUUUGUAUGCGUGUGUGUGUUCGCAUGUCCUCCCUGCUGGUCGCAGUUGUGUGUAUUUGUAUGUGCGUGCAUGCAUGGACCUGUGUCUGUAUAUUAACCUUUCUCUCUCUCUCUCUCUCCAGACUACAGGGACAAUGGAGGGGAGGAGAGUGGCGGUCUAGGUCCCAGGUCAGUGUCUGUGGCCACAGGACUCAACAACAUUGUGAAGAGACCCAGGGUCCGCACCAUCUUCCCCCACACCUCUGGGACCAACGCUACGCUGCUCAGUUUUGACGAGGGAGACAUCAUCACCCUGCUCAUACCUGAUGAGAGGGAUGGAUGGCUCUACGGAGAACUGGAGAAGACCAGGCAGUAA
This is a messenger RNA of Coregonus sp. 'balchen', 3279 nucleotides long. Lineage: Eukaryota; Metazoa; Chordata; Actinopteri; Salmoniformes; Salmonidae. The record is from the annotation of a GenBank genome assembly.